AUGCGCAGAAGCAAAUCAAGUAGUGUCAGAAAGAAAAAACUGGAAGGUUAUUCAAGCCACUUUAGGGAUAGUUAUCGAGCUAGAUCUUCAUUAAACAUAUCUAACACCUUAAAUUGUAGUAGUGACGAUACAAAACAGAAAGGAGGCGAUGAAGUUCGGAAUUCAAGAGAGAAGGACUCCGUAAAAGAUAACCAAUUUGAAAGUAAAAAUCCGGCUGAACUGCCUUUCGAAACGAUUGCAUUUUCAUCGCUUCUAAACACCAAUGAAUUAGUCUUUUGUGAAGGCUGCAACCAUCUGCGCAGCGUCAGCGAAGAUGACGUCUCAAAGUUUUUUGGUUUAGGAGAAGCAGAUUACGAUUAUCAGGUUUACUCCUCGAGGGACAUGGAAACGGCUUUACCAAGAUAUAAGAAAGGAACACAUUCCUACCGCUCCAACAGGGAAGGCUUUAAGACUUUGGAAAAACCAAAACCAAGAACUACUCUAAACGAUAAGGUGAUGAUUCAACAUUCAAAGGACAUAGCGAGCAAAGUAAACAGUGAUAAUACAAAGGCAGGUGGAUCUUUGCCGUUGCUAAAAACAUUUGCGCAGGAAAGGGCUGAAAAUUUAAAUGGAAAAAUCUGUACUUUCGGAGCAGCUAAACCAGGAUCUAGAGGCAAUGAUGAGGAUAUAGGAACUGUCAACGGCAAGAAACUUACAACUUCAUUGUCUUCUGAGUUUCACAAUUUAAGGCACUUUCUGCCAUUACUGACGCUGUGCCAAUGCCCUGAUUAUGAUUCAGCUAUCAUAGAAGUCGUUCGGGAUUAUAACGAUCCAUGCCGCGGUGUGUCUUCACAUAUGUUUACGUCUUAUUAA
Molecule: messenger RNA, 852 nt
Organism: Pocillopora meandrina
Lineage: Eukaryota; Metazoa; Cnidaria; Anthozoa; Scleractinia; Pocilloporidae
Source: the annotation of a GenBank genome assembly